Messenger RNA from Umbelopsis ramanniana AG, 804 nucleotides. RefSeq lists its product as uncharacterized. The transcript has 5 exons. Gene Ontology annotation, cellular component: membrane. The record is from RefSeq and is a predicted model, not a curated record. NCBI's taxonomy places the organism in Eukaryota, Fungi, Mucoromycota, Umbelopsidomycetes, Umbelopsidales, Umbelopsidaceae. Gene Ontology annotation, biological process: mitochondrial respiratory chain complex I assembly. The coding region runs from base 280 to 744 and encodes 154 amino acids.
GCUAAUGUUCGUCGAGUGGUUCGCGGAACGGAAGAUGGCGAUGUUCGAUGGGUAGAGGAUGCUGUUGGUAAACUUUGCAUUCUCGAAGGCAGCUAGAUAGUUACCUGCUGCUUGUUUCUUUCUUUUCUACUUUUUUUGUGGUUCGAACCUUCUGUUGAAUCACAGCUCAUUACACGUGAUCUAUUGCAAGCCGUUCUUGCAGUCCAGAUUUUUUUUUCUGAAGUUCGAACCAUCAAUCCAUGUACCAUCUUCAGUAAAGUAUUAAAAAUCUAAUUGACAAUGUCCAAAGCUCCCUCCUUGUUCCAGCGAUUUAGCUAUGUAUAUAAAACUUCGCGCUUUCCCUGGAAAAAGCAUGUAUUGAUUGGCCAUGACCUUUCUGGGAAUGAGUAUUGGCAGGCUCCCAACCCAAAUCAACCCAAUGGACGACCGAAACGAUGGGUAAAGAUGCUGGAGAAGCAACGGGAAAGCGAUUUCACUCAGGACAAGCUACCUGUGCAAUGGCAAGCUUGGUUACGGCAUACACGACCAACUACACCCACUAUCCAAGAGAUCAUAGCAGCCGACCAAAGAAGAUUGAUGAUCCAGGAACGGGCGAGGCAAUUGGAUGAGGAAUGGGCAAGGCGCAAAUUAGAGCUGGAAGAACAGGAGGCAUUACUUAUUGAGGGCAACAGACCACCCGCACCCAAGAGAGAACAACAGGAUUUUGUUCCAGGAUCAUGGUCACCUGAAGCACGAGAACGGUAGACAUUUGAGAGUAUAUGCGUUAUAGCAUAAGAUGUAGCAUAAGAUCGAUUAAAAAUAAAU